AUGGUCACCGUCACUUCAGUUGUGUUAGCGUGUAACUACGGCUUCGACUACUGGGGGAAAGGAACCCAGGUCACCGUUACUUCAGCUACCCAGGAAACACCUUCCGUGUUCCCUCUGCUGUCCUGCUGUGACUCCAGCAUCAGGGAGCAGAAGGGGAGCGUUACCUUUGGCUGUUUGCUUGCUGGAUCAUCCACAAGGACUUCAAAAAUCAUAUGGCAACCUGACGAGCCAGGAAAAAAGGAAUUCCCGGAAGCACAAGAGCAAGGAAAUCGGUGGUUCAGCACCAGUCGGCUCACAGUCCCAUUCUCGACCUUCCAAACAACGCCUUACACCUGCACUGUACAGCAGUCCAAUGGAGGCGCACAGAAUGAUGGCCUUUUGGCCACCAUCGAUUCCAAGCAAUGCAAUUGGGCACCCCCAAAGCCUGUCCAAGUUCAGAUCUUAACCCCCGACUGUGAUGCACAGGCCACAGACUCCAUCCUGAAGCUGGUUUGCGUCCUUCAGAGCCUUGGCCCUGGAAAAGCCAGCGUGGAAUGGCUGAAGAAUGGACAAGCAGAGCCAGAGAAAGUAGAGGUGACGUUGGCCACUGGCAAGGACAAGAGCGGUGGUUACUUCAGCUUUGUCCAACGGAACAUCAACAAAGACAGCUGGGACAAAGGGGACCUCUACACCUGUAAAGUGACUCGUUCACUGAAUGUGACCACGCAGAACACCAGCAAGUGCCAAGCCUGCUACAGUUCAAUGCGUCAACGUGCCGUCUUCAUCACCAAGCCAUCCUACAGAGAGCUGCUUGAGAGGACAGCAACCGUCACCUGCACUGUGGUUGGUCCCAGCCUCAAAAACACCCAAAUAACCUGGCAGGUGGAUGGCAGGCCCAGCACUGGUGGUCAGAAGAGCACAGUCAAGACAGAUGCCAAUGGCAAUCAGAACGUGAUAGCUAUCCACCCGGUAUCUUUGGAGCAAUGGAAGAAGGGGACCAAAAUCGCUUGCAAAGUGGCCGGAGAUUGCUAUGAAGAAGACACCAAAGAAGUCACAAUCCAAAAGGACCCACGAUCCACAAAGCCUUCCAUUGCCAUUUCUCGAGCUAACCUCGCCCCCUCACCCAAGAGCCCCAUGGCCCUGAUUCUCCUCUGUGAUGUGAGUGGUUUUUCCCCCAUGGAAAUUAGCAUCUCUUGGAAGAAGGAUAACAUCCCCUUGAACGAAAAGCUGUUUGAGAAUGGGAAUGCGACACCAGCCGGGGAUGUGUACUCUACUUACAGCAUCCUGAAAAUUGGCCGAGAUGAACCACGGCCAAAGGCGGGCAGCUACAGUUGUGUGGUCCACCAUUCCUCAUCUGAAGAGCCCAUCACUGCCAGUGAAGAUGUACCCAUUGAUCCCUUUGAGUCUAAAGCACCUACCGUGGAACUCCUGCAAUCAGUAGAUCGGAAGAAGAAAACCAUGAUGCUAAAAUGCAUUGCGUCAAACUACAGACCCAGAAGUGUUACCAUCCAGUGGAACGGCGGCUCGCAAAACAAGAAUGAAGUAUUCACGGAAGAAAAAAUGGUGGAUGGAACGUACAGGGCCAGCGGGCUCUUUGUGAUCCCCCUCGCUCAAUGGCAAGAAGCGGAGCACUCUUGUGUGGUGGUGCAUAAGGAAACAAAUUCACGUGAGGUCAAGACCAUCUCCCGAAAAGACCUAAGAAAGAAUAGUAGUAUCACUUUGCUCUGUUCCAUCUAUGGCUACUCCCUGGAGAACAUCAAAGUCAUCUGGAACGGUGGUGGGAAGACUCAAAAGGUCCAAAAGCAAGACACCCAGCGUAAUGGUGACCAAUUCUACACCACCAGCAAUCUGUCAGUGCCUCUACAGGAGUGGAACAAGUUACAUGAGUACAGCUGCGAAGUGACCCAACCUGGAACAAACAACACCCAGAUAAGCAAAAUCAGCAAGUGCACAGCAUGUAAAGACAGCAUCCCCAAACCCAGCCUUUACCUCGUGAAGCCACCUCUCAAGGGACUACUCCUGCAAAGGACAGCAGUCUUGACUUGCCUUGUGGUGGGAUAUCAGCUGGACCAUGCCAAACUCACCUGGAUGGUGAAUGACCUUAACCGCACCAAGGAUGCCAAAACUCUAAACAUCGUGACCCAUGAAAACCAAACCCAGAGUUUACAAAGCCAGUUGAACAUCACUGGGCAGGACUGGGAUUCUGGAAGCGAAGUCCAGUGCGUGAUUUCUCAUUCCUGCUCAUUCUUUCCAAAGCUGAAGCAGAGCAUCAAAACAAACAAAGAUUCCAAGCACAUUAAAGCACCAUCUCUCUCCUUGGUCAUCCCAUCACCAACCCAGUUGAUGCAACCAACCAUCCAAGCUGUAGCUUGGUUGGCGUGUGAGAUCUCUGGAUUUUCCCCAGCCGAAAUACUUGUCAGCUGGAAGAAGGACAACAGCAGCAUUGCUAGCUCUGAAUAUAUCACAGGGCCUCCAAUAGCUGAUGCUGGAAGCUACACCUUUACCACCCAAAGCAUCCUGAAAGUCCCAGCCUCUGAAUGGGAAAGCAGAGCCCUCUAUACCUGUGAGGUAGGGCAUGAGUCCUUAACAGUCAUGGAGAACAUCAGUAGAAAGUUGAAUGGAAUGGUCCCAUCACUUAACAAUAAGACAGCUAUCGAUAUGCAAUCGCCGCCUUUCGAAGAGCUCUUCCUAAACAAAAGUGCAGCUCUAACCUGCAAGAUGCCUCUUGUGAAUGCCAACGCCCUUUCAACAGUCAGUUGGACAAUGGACGGAGAGCCUGCCAACGUGAAUGCUGUGACUACCACGCGCUUAUCAGAAAACGACAGCAUUCCUUGGAUCUACAGCCAACUCUGGGUGAAUCUGACUGAAUGGAAAGCCAGUGCCAAGUUCACCUGUAGCAUCCUUAGCAACCAAGGAGAAAUUAAAGCAGACUUUGACCGAAGGAAUGGCACUAUGAAGCUCCCCAAAGUCCACCUCCAGCGCCAGUCCUCCAAUGAAGACCAAAAUGUAACCUUGGUGUGCGUAGCCAGAGACUUCUACCCUGAAGAAAUCUUUCUGAAGUGGGAGGAGGCGAACGAAGAGAUAUCAGCUAAGAGUUAUGAAGCCCAUGAUUUGAAUUGUGAUCAUGAAAGUCAAAGGUGUUCCUUAGUGAGCAUCCUUGAAGUCCCCAUAAGCAAGUGGAUGAUGGGAGUCUCCUAUACAUGCCUGGUAGCCCAUAUCUCCUCUGAAAACAUCAUAACUAGAAGAACCAGUUCCUUUUCUGAUUCCUGGGAUUGCGCCGUCAUGGGUUUUGCCCUGUGCGACAUUCGCAAUGAAAAAGAAUAUGAAUACAGUGAACUGGAGGAUGCCAAUGGCGUUUGGAACAAAGUCUCCACUUUCAUGGUUCUCUUCGUUGUUGCACUCUUCUAUGGGGGCCUUGUCACUUUCAUCAAGGUAAAAAGGGGAGGGAGGCGGAAGCCAAAUCCUGGCAGCACCACACAAGUGUGGAAAACACCGGCCUUCUGGCUACUCACCCGUCAUUUCAUUCCAUCUGUCCCUUUUGUUAUUUGUCCUUCCACUGAAUGA
Molecule: messenger RNA, 3543 nt
Organism: Elgaria multicarinata webbii
Lineage: Eukaryota; Metazoa; Chordata; Lepidosauria; Squamata; Anguidae
Exons: 13
Coding region: 1-3543 (1180 amino acids)
Source: RefSeq, a predicted model, not a curated record